GAAUCGGAAGCUUCUGUUUCCGCGUUGAGGGAAGAACGCGCAAGGGGAUAGGCGCCCGCUGUCGGCCAAUUAAAAUCGCCAGUGGCAAAGAGAUUAUUGACUCCCAAAGCUGUCAACAUUACUCAAAAUAAAAAGCUUAAGUUGUAUUUUAAAGUAUCUUUAUUAAUUACAGAGAUGAAGAGAAAUAGGUGGCGAGGUAGAGGAAAUUAUGUACAGCAUAAUCGUAGACAAAUGUGUAAUACUCAGCCUUACGUGGUAUACCACCAUCGGCACUAUACUCAUAGGUCUCAUCAAAGAGAAUUUCAAUGCUUGCAGAACUCAGGUACAAGCCAAAUUGAAUCACCCUCUACAUCUUCUCAUUCAUGCGAGAGUUCUUCGGUUCCUGAACUACCAGGAUUUUAUUAUGACCCAGAAAAGAAUCGCUAUUUUCGCUUACUUCCUGGGCAUAACAACUGCAAUCCUCUCACGAAGGAGAGUAUUCAUCAGAAGGAGAUGGAGAGUCAAAGGUUAAGACUCUUAAAAGAGGAGGAGAAAAUGAUGAAGAAAACACCCAGAUCUGGGCUGAACUCUUCAGUCAUCUUACGCAAGAAGCAGUUAGGUUUCUAUAGCUCUAUCAGUUAUUGCAGGCUGAUUCAUGAAUUAAAGGUGAAUUGCAUGCAGAGAAGGAAAUUAGAAAUUGAGAGCCUCAAUUCCUCAGUUUCUGGAAGCAACAAUUUUAAACUAAUUGUGGCAGACACUUCCUCUGAGAGAAUAAUCACUGUGAAUGACGUAGAACGUGGCGGAUGUAAAUAUGGAAUUGUCAACCUGAGUGGUUUGGGAAAGGAUUCUCUUACUGUGGAGAUGUAUGAUAACCUAUACUUCACAAAUCGCAAGGUGAAUUCUGUGUGCUGGGCCUCUUUGAGUCAUCUGGAUUCCCAUGUUUUAUAUCCUUGUUAUUAAAUAAAGCAUUUGUGCCUCAUGGGUGCUGCAGAAACCUUAGGGUGUGCCAGCCUGCUGCCAGCAUCCUUGUUCAACAGCUCUAAUACAGGAGAUCAGCCUGGAAUGUUGUGCAGCUUCAAGAUCUCCACAGCCUGGUCUUGUGCCUGGUGUCAUAACCCUCAGGCUAAUAACUGCUUUAGCACAGGUUUAAGUCAACGAAUCCUUGUGACAAAUGCAGUGACCGGUCAUCAUCAAACAUUUAAUACCAACAGUGAUGUUCUAGCACAGCAGUUUGCCACCCAGUCUCCAGUGUUAUAUAAUGGCUGCCGGUCAGGGGAGGUUUUCAGCAUUGAUGUCCGUCAACACAGCCGUAAAGGGCAAGGGUGGAAAGCUGCCCAGCUCUUCCAUGACUCAGCAGUCACAUCUGUUAACCUCCUGAAAACUGAACAAUAUCUCAUGGCUGCAGAUAUGUUAGGCCAGGUAAAGCUCUGGGACCUGAGAAAACUAAAAUGUGUAAAAGAAUAUAGAGGGCACAAAAAUGAGCAUGCUCUUCUUCCUUUGCACAUCAAUGAGGAGGAAGGGCUUCUUUCAGCAGUGGGUCAAGACUGUUAUACACGAAUUUGGAGUCUCCAGGAUGCUCAUUUGCUACGAACUAUUCCAUCUCCAUAUCCAUCCUCCAGAGAUUCUAUUCCAAGCGUGGUGUUCUCAUCACAGCUUGGAGGUGUCCGAGGUGUUCCUGGCUUGCUUAUGGCAGUCAGACAGGAUCUCUACUACUUCUCCUAUAAGACAGAUGAUCCAUAUUGCCUGGAUACUAAAGACAUGGACUGUUCCGCUUUCCAGAGUGACUGAAAAUAAAAAUGAUGGGUAUUGUUAUGCUGCAAUACCCAAGUUGUCAUAUUUAACAUUUGGGACUCUCAUUAUAAUUAUCAAUAUUUUUUCAGUGUUUAGAGUCAAUAAAACA
Candoia aspera is the source of this 1879-nucleotide messenger RNA. RefSeq names its product DDB1 and CUL4 associated factor 4 (gene DCAF4). NCBI's taxonomy places the organism in Eukaryota, Metazoa, Chordata, Lepidosauria, Squamata, Candoiidae. The record is from RefSeq and is a predicted model, not a curated record. Gene Ontology annotation, cellular component: Cul4-RING E3 ubiquitin ligase complex. The transcript is spliced from 14 exons. Gene Ontology annotation, molecular function: protein binding.